Molecule: messenger RNA, 1101 nt
Organism: Plodia interpunctella (Indianmeal moth)
Lineage: Eukaryota; Metazoa; Arthropoda; Insecta; Lepidoptera; Pyralidae
Exons: 5
Coding region: 251-1087 (278 amino acids)
Molecular function (GO): GTPase activity
Source: RefSeq, a predicted model, not a curated record
GUCAAAAUAUCAAACAUGCAAAAAUCAAAACAAAUCUCGAAGUCACGGAGCAAGCGAGUGUUUUAUUUUGUUUGUUACUUCAAAUUCAAUAAUAUAUAACUAAUUAUAAAGUAAUAACGUCAAUCAACUGUUUAAAAAUUGUCAUAAAUAAGUUGUUAAUAUGUACCAUAAGAUAAAAAGUCAAAAUCUAAUGAACUGAAUAUUAUAACCUAAAUUUAAGUGUUUGCAAUUUUCCAUAUUUAUCCUCAAAAUGCGGUACGCACAACUUAUCGUAGGACCUGCAGGUAGUGGCAAGUCUACGUAUUGCUCAACAAUGGUGAAACACGCAAACGACUCGAAGCGCAUCAUAGAGGUGGUCAACCUUGACCCUGCAGCAGAGCACUUUGACUAUGAACCACUCGUAGACAUUCGGGAACUGAUACAUUUGGAUGACGCUAUGGAAGAUGAGGAAUUGCAGUUUGGACCAAAUGGCGGACUAGUAUUUUGUAUCGAGACCCUCUUAGAAAAUUGUGAUUGGCUGGAGGAUCAGCUCGGAGACGUUGACGAUGACUACAUUCUCUUCGAUUGCCCGGGACAGAUUGAGCUGUACACACACCUGCCGGUGAUGAGGAAGCUGGUGGAUGUCCUGCAGAGGUGGAACUUCAGGAUUUGUGUAGUGUUCAUGGUCGAUUCACAGUUUAUGGUUGAUGGGGCUAAGUUCCUAUCAGGCACAAUGGCAGCCCUCAGUGUGAUGGUAAAUUUGGAGCUCCCACAUGUCAAUAUCCUCACGAAGAUGGAUCUGCUCAGUAAAUCAGCUCGGAAUCAGCUAGACAAUUAUCUAGAUCCAGAUCCUCACAUUCUUCUGGCAGACAUGAGAAACGCACAUUCCAAAUGGCACGAGAAAUAUGCGAAGCUAACAAAAGCAAUCGGCGAGGUCAUAGAAAACUUCAGCCUGGUGCGGUUUUAUCCCCUGAACAUAAAGGACGAAGAGAGCAUAGACAACAUUCUGAUCACCAUAGACAAUAUCAUUCAAUAUGGCGAAGAAGCAGAUGUUAAAAUUAGAGAUUUUGAAGAAGAAGAUGACGGGGACAAUGACCAUUUAGAUUAAAAAUAUGUUGUUAA